AUGUCUUCUUCACGCGAACAGUUGCUGGAUUCGGACAGCGCGAUCGAGUCCCAGAUCACUUACGGUGCCGCCAAGUCCGACAAUGAGGAGACCGUCCUGCCUGUUUCUCUAGCUCUGCCCCCAAAUUUCUUCUGGAUCGAGUGCUCUCUGCUUGCAAACGUCUUCCUUGCAGGUUUCGACGGGACCGUGACGGCGUCCACAUACACCACCAUCGGCAACCAGUUCAAAGCGGCCAACAUCGCGUCGUGGAUCACGUCGUCGUACCUCAUCACCAGCACCGCUUUCCAGCCAUUGUAUGGGUCUUUUUCUGACGUUCUUGGCCGGCGAGUGUGUGUGAUUGGGGCCACAAGUUUCUUCAUUCUGGGCUGUCUUGGAUGCGGCGUCUCGUCCAAUAUCUUUGUUCUGGACGCCAUGCGUGCUGUCACUGGCAUAGGUGGGGGAGGACUCAUCACGUUGGCCACCAUCGUCAACUCAGACCUCGUGGCUCCAGAAAAACGAGGGAGCUGGCAGGCCUUCCAGAACCUUCUGCUGGGCUUUGGAAGCAUCUGCGGCGCGUCGCUGGGCGGCGUCAUAGCAGACACGCUCGGCUGGAGAUGGUGUUUUCUCGCCCAGGUACCCAUUGCUCUGGCUGGCCUUGUGAUUGGCUACUUCUACAUUCACAACCCCAAACCGCCCCAUGUGCACGUCUCGGUCCACAUGUUUGACAAAAUUGACAUCAAGGGCGCCACGGCGCUUGUACUGUCGCUGGCGUUCCAGAUGAUUGUGCUUUCGCUCGGCGGAAACGAGCUUAAUUGGUCUGAUUACAGGCUGCUACUUAUGCUUCUUUUGAGCAUAGGACUGCUCUUCCAUUUUGCUCUGGUUGAGCUGAGGACUUCCGCGAUACCCAUCAUUCCUCCGGUGCUGCUUCGCUCCUCGUUCAGCUACAUCAUUCUGGGAAUCGGCGUGUUUCUGGGCAUCUCCAGCUACGCCUAUUUAUUCGUCCUCCCGCUGCUCUUCCAGAUAGUCCUGGGCGACUCGGCGUCCCAGGCGGGCCUGCGACUCACAAUCCCGGCGCUGUUUACUCCCGUCGGCGGCCUUAUUGCAGGCGUCCUGAUGAGCCGCAAAAAAUAUAGUCUUUUUUCUCUCGUCGUUGCAGGCUGCACACUGAUGCUGUUUGGAAAUCUUAUCACAUUAUACAUUCACAAGGGCGUCAACCAGUGGGUGACGGGUCUCUGCCUGAUUCCGGCAAACGUGGGGCAGGGGUUGGCUUUCCCCACGUCGCUCUUUUCGUUCAUCUACAAUUUCGACAGGGACAAACAGGCAAUAGCCACGUCCACCGCGUAUCUGUUCCGCAGCAUGGGCUCGGUGUGGGGUGUCACCGGGUCUGCCGCCAUCAUCAAGCGCGUUUUUGCACGCAGGUGUCUGUCGAGCCUCCAUCGGCUGCCGGGGCUUUCCCAACACCAGAUUCAUACGAUUGUUAGAACGGUGUCCAAAGACGUCUCGCAGAUCCAGCAUCUGGAGCCACAAAUCCGCAGCGUUGUCCAGGGCAGUUACGAGCAUGCCAUCCGGUUCGCGCAAUUUCUCUCCUGUAUGUGCUGUCUGGCUUGUCUGGUGCUGGCGGGCGUGAAAAAGGUUGCCCGCAUACGCUCACGGUCGUCGUAUGACGAAUAG
This is a messenger RNA of Ogataea angusta, 1650 nucleotides long. RefSeq lists its product as uncharacterized. Gene Ontology annotation, molecular function: basic amino acid transmembrane transporter activity. Gene Ontology annotation, cellular component: fungal-type vacuole membrane. The transcript has a single exon. Lineage: Eukaryota; Fungi; Ascomycota; Pichiomycetes; Pichiales; Pichiaceae. Gene Ontology annotation, biological process: basic amino acid transport; transmembrane transport. The record is from RefSeq and is a predicted model, not a curated record. The coding region runs from base 1 to 1650 and encodes 549 amino acids.